Molecule: messenger RNA, 1469 nt
Organism: Chrysemys picta bellii (western painted turtle)
Lineage: Eukaryota; Metazoa; Chordata; Testudines; Emydidae
Source: RefSeq, a predicted model, not a curated record
AACUAUUUCCCUUCCUUCCCUGCCCGGCAUUCGGGGCAGUGCCCUAGUGAAACUGGGCAUCAGACUCUCCCAGCAGAGAGCUAGAGCUGUAAUGUGCUCCACACGGGCACCUGUGUAACAGCUGGGUCUCAGUGUGGACCUUUUGCAGGUGCUGGGGCAAGUGACCUAGGCCUGCCCAAAUUGAAAAGCCAGUUGAUCGCACCUGUAGUGUGGACAGGUGAUUGCACUGACACCUGUGACUAGGCUAAAUCCUGGGAUCUGGGCCAUGGUUUGAAAUAGGAAGGGGAGCACUUGCUGUACCUGCAAAAGAGGAAGGGAGCUAAGUGGGAAUGCUGCUCCCCAAGGAAGAGAAAGGAGAGGGGCUUUCCUCUGCUUUUAGCACAGGAGGGGGAACUGUGCUUCCCCAGUUCCCUUCACUCUAACCUGUAGAUGUGAGGUUCAAGGGAAAAGUGUACAUCCUGCUAAAUACCAACAGGGGACUGUUUCAAAGAAGGAAGAGGAAUGAUGUUCCUGAAAUUUCUUGGGUUCCUCACCUUUCUGCUUUUGCCAUGAUCAAAUGUUUGGUGGAAGAUGUGCGCACCAGGUUACGCUCUGGAGUGGCCAUCAACUCACUGGCCCAGUGUGUUGAAGAGCUUGUCCUCAAUAGCAUUGAUGCUAAAGCAACAUGCGUGGCCAUACGGGUGGAUUUGGAAACCUUCAAGGUCCAGGUGGUGGACAAUGGCUUUGGGAUGGGGAGAGAGGACCUAAAUAAAGUGGGUAAUCGAUAUUUUACUAGGUUUCAGUGCAGGUGCCAUCCUUUUAGAAGUGAGCUUGUUCUACCCUUCCUUCCUAGACCUCGGGAAGAGAGGAUUCUGGCAAGCCAGGAUUUCAGAGAUGCUGAUGGGGAGUCUCUACAGUCCUUGUUUUCAGAGUGGGAUAAUCCUGUAUUUGCUCGCUGCCCAGAGGUUGCUGUUGAUGUGAGCAGUGGUCAGGCUGGCAGUCUGGCUGUGAAAAUUCAUAAUAUCUUAUAUCCCUAUCGUUUCACCAAGGAAAUGAUUAAUUCAAUGCAGGUUCUUCACCAAGUGGACAAUAAAUUUAUUGCUUGUUUAAUCAACACUAGGAGUGAAGUGAAUGCAGAUGCAGAUGGAAACCUGCUGGUGUUGGUGGAUCAGCAUGCAGCCCAUGAGCGUAUCCGCUUGGAGCAACUUAUUGCAGAUUCCUAUGAGAAGCAACCUGAAGAAUCUGGCAAGAAGAAAUUGCUGUCCUCCACCAUCUGUCCCCCACUGGAGAUUGAAGUAACAGAGGAGCAGAGAAGACUCUUACGGUGCUGCCACAAAAGCCUGGAGGAAAUAGGCCUUGAAUUAUCAUUUCCAGAGAACAACAGCUCGCAGAUUCUAGUUGGGAAAGUGCCCCUGUGUUUUAUGGAGAGAGAGGCCAAUGAAUUACGACGGAAAAGACAGCCUGUGGCUAAAAGCAUUGUGGAGAGAUAA